Molecule: messenger RNA, 3003 nt
Organism: Austrofundulus limnaeus
Lineage: Eukaryota; Metazoa; Chordata; Actinopteri; Cyprinodontiformes; Rivulidae
Gene: tut1
Product: terminal uridylyl transferase 1, U6 snRNA-specific
Exons: 10
Coding region: 114-2513 (799 amino acids)
Biological process (GO): RNA 3'-end processing
Cellular component (GO): nuclear speck
Molecular function (GO): zinc ion binding; poly(A) RNA polymerase activity; RNA binding
Source: RefSeq, a predicted model, not a curated record
UUAGUGACGGACUGAACACAAACGAAGUUGGAACGCAUUGAGGAUAGAAGUUAACUUUACUCACAAAUAGAAUUCUGUGAUUUAUUAUCAGAAUAUUUUUGUUUAUUAGCACCAUGUCAUCAGACGCAGACAUACAAACGACGUUGAGAGGGUUUUUCUGCUCUUUGUGUAACGCUAAUUUACCGAACAUGCCGAGUGUGGAGCAGCAUGUGAAGGGGCGGAAGCAUCAGACGCUGAGCACCGUACGAAGUACAAGAAAAACUCAAGAGGAGCACAGUGUGUUCGUCAGUGGCAUCAAGCCUGAAAUCUCUCAGACAGACAUCACUGAGUACUUUGAGCAGUUUGGGCCUGUCACCGACGUCAUCAUGGAUAAAGACAAGGGUGUAUUUGCCAUCGUGCAGUUCAGUGAGACCGACAGCAUCCAGGCAGCUCUGUCCUGUGUAGAGCACAAGAUGAAAGGUCUGAAGCUGCGAGUUAAACCUCGGGAGAAAAAGGAGUUCAAGUUGAUUCCCAAGAAGAAAAAUGACCCCCAGAACCUUCAACAAGUUCUUGAUCGUCUCAAACCAGACUUGUGUCAGCUGGGAUCUGUGGAUGCCCAGAUGAAGUUCAUAGUUGAGCGGUUUCAGCUCGGAGAAAAUGAGAAGAAGGCCCGAAGCUUGUUGAUUCAACUCCUUCAAGAAGUAUUUGUUGAAUUUUUUCCAGACAGCCAGGUUCUGCCAUUUGGUUCUUCUGUAAACACUUUUGGCAUUCACUCRUGCGACUUGGACCUUUUCCUGGACCUCGAAAACACCAAAGUGUUCCAAGCCCAAGCCAAAUCCACCAUGCAGCAGUCAGGUGAAGGAGUGUCAGAUGAUGGCCGCUCUGAGGACUCCAUCCUGUCUGAUAUUGACCUGUCCACCGCUUCUCCAGCUGAGGUUUUGGACCUCGUGGCAACCAUCCUGAAUCGCUGCGUCCCCAGCGUGCACAAAGUCCACGUGGUCAGCACCGCUCGCCUCCCUGUCGUCAAGUUCCACCACCGCGAACUGAACCUGCAGGGGGACAUCACACUGAACAACAGAUUGGGAGUGAGGAACACUUGCUUCCUCCAGUUGUGCUCAGGAGUGGAGGAAAGGCUGCGGCCUCUCGUCUACACCAUCCGCUACUGGGCCAAGCAAAAGCAGUUAGCUGGUAAUCCCAGCGGCGCCGGCCCCCUCCUCAACAAUUAUGCUCUGACCCUGCUGGUCAUCUUCUACCUGCAGAACUGUGAUCCUCCUGUCCUCCCCACUGUCGACCAGCUCAAAGACAUGGCCUGUGAGGAGGAGGAAUGUGAGAUUGAAGGCUGGAACUGUACUUUCCCCAGCCAGCCUAUAGCCGUGCAGCGCAGCAGAAACACACAGGACCUCUGCUCCCUGCUCUCAGGCUUCUUCUCCUUCUACGCAAAGUUUGAUUUUGCCGCUAGUGUGAUAUCCCUUAGGGAGGGUCAUACACUUCCAGUCGUGAACUUCCUCGACCAGACUAAAGAGGAUGAGAUAGUGCAAGAGGAACAGCGUACAAAAAGCCAUCCACACCGUCCCAAACUUGGCCCCUUAAAUCUCCUGGACCCCUUUGAGCUCUCCCACAACGUUGCCGGAAACCUGAACGAGCGCUCUCUGCGCAGUUUCCAGAAGGAGUGCCAGGAGGCCGAAAAGUAUUGCCGCAGCCUGCAGUUCCAGCACAAGUCCACCAAGGGGAAGUCAUGGGGGUUGGUGCGCUUGUUUACCCCACACGUGGAAGUCGAGCACAACAAGACAGAGCUGCCGACCAUCAGUAUCCCCUUCAAGCCGGCGGCGCUGCCCCAGGUGCUGGGUGACGAGCUGCACGUGACCGGAGAUGUCUUCAGGCUGUGGUUCCGGAGGGUUUGCUCGGCUGUGGAGGUUGUACUGAAAACUGUUCUCAAGUGUCACGUUGACGCCCCCCAAGACAGCGAAUUUAGUGAGGAUGCAGCUGUCGGUGCUGAGGAUAUGGAAACGACAUCAGCUUCCAUCAAUGCAUCAUUAAAUGACAGCGCUGCGAGUGUUGAGUCUCAAAACGAAGCCAGCCCUCCACGCCCAGCAGACGUUGGCUCCAAGAGGCCUCUGUCUUCUGGCAGCGACGACACGGUGUCACCUCAUGGCAAGAAGCCGAGGUUGGCAAAAAGGAGGAGGCCUGAAAUCCCUCCAUGGACCUGUGUGCAGAAGCACGCUGUGUGGGCUGGCAGGAGGAAAGUGCGAAGGGAGCUCAUGAAAGAUGCGGACUGUAAGCCAGAGGGCAGCUGUGUGGAGCUGGAGGCCCAAGUCACAGCUCACAUCACGGAGAAGGAGCCAGAGCUCAGGGAGCCUGUGGAAUUCAGAGUUCAGCUCCUGAUGGUCGGCGGGACAGAAAACACCAAGACGCUGCUCAAGUUGGAGCCAAGCAACGACAAGGCGGGAGAUUUUCAGGACUUCUUUCACUUCCUGGAAGGUUUCUUACCCAAGAUGGUGGAGACAGUGCUGCUGAAGGAAGAGGGCAGUGCAUAAAGUUCGGUUUCUGUUGCAUCCAACAAAUUUUCUGAAAACUAUUUAAAACUGAGGACCUUCUUUGUGUAUGGAGCGGUUUUGCAGAGUCAGCACUGUUGUGUGAAUUUUACUCACUCGAUCAUCAGUUUUAAUCACAUAAUUUUAGUUCAACAAUGUGGUACAGCAUUAGGCUGGCAGUGUAUUCAACAUGCUUCUGUCUGCCUGAAAGCCUCUAUUCAGUCAGAUCUUUGCUGCAGCAGCUGAGACAGAUGAGAGUAAUUACUCAGAGUGGCAGCCUGCUUUAUUACAGCAGGACAACUGGAGCUGAGUGAUGCACACAGCCCCCACGUGCUGAUUAACAACAUUCAUCUCACUUUUUAAAKGGAAGUGACCAGAAGCAAGAGAUCUGAGGGGCGUCCCAUGUGCUAAUCUGACACUGCCUCAUGUUAUUGAUGGGAUGUUUGUUUGGUGGUCUUCUAAAUAAAGUAAAAAAAAACCAGAAGAACACAGG